Messenger RNA from Bombina bombina (fire-bellied toad), 6585 nucleotides. RefSeq names its product acid sensing ion channel subunit 1 (gene ASIC1). NCBI's taxonomy places the organism in Eukaryota, Metazoa, Chordata, Amphibia, Anura, Bombinatoridae. The record is from RefSeq and is a predicted model, not a curated record. Gene Ontology annotation, biological process: sodium ion transmembrane transport. Bases 44 to 1657 code for a protein of 537 amino acids. The transcript is spliced from 12 exons. Gene Ontology annotation, cellular component: membrane.
UGUGAAGUGUACCAGAUAUCCACAACUGCCCGUUGUCAGAGCAAUGUCAUACAGAUUCUGCUGUGAAAGCACGACCCAUAUGGAUGUGAAGGAAGCAGAGGAGCUGGGCAAUGCCCCACCCGUGACUAUUCAGGACUUUGCAAGUGGCUCAACACUUCAUGGUAUUGCACAUAUCUUUUCCUAUAGCCGGUUUUCCUGCCGACGACUUCUCUGGAUACUUUGUUUUGUUGGCUCAUUGUCACUCCUGCUAUAUGUGUGCAGUGAGAGGAUCGUCUAUUACUUUGAAUAUCCACAUGUCACCAAACUGGAUGAGGUCUCAGCUCCCAGGAUGAUCUUUCCGGCUAUCACCUUUUGUAACCUCAAUGAGUUCCGCUUCAGCCGAGUGACAAGGAAUGACCUGUACCAUGCGGGAGAGCUGCUCAGUUUGCUUAACAAUCGUUAUGAGCUCCCAGACUCUCAGCUGGCGGAUGAGAAGAUCAUGGAAAUCCUCCAUGACAAGGCCAACUUCCGUAAUUUUAAGCCCAAACCAUUUAACAUGAGAGAGUUUUAUGACCGCGCAGGACAUGACAUCCGAGAAAUGCUUCUGAGUUGCAAGUUCCGCGGAGAAGAAUGCAGCGCUGAAGACUUUGUUCCGGUGUUUACCAGAUAUGGGAAGUGCUACACAUUUAACUCUGGGCAAAAUGGACGCCCUCUACUAGUUACAACAAAGGGAGGCACAGGAAAUGGACUAGAACUAAUGUUGGACAUCCAACAAGAUGAGUAUCUGCCAGUUUGGGGAGAAACAGAUGAGACAUCUUUUGAGGCCGGAAUCAAGGUACAAAUUCACAGCCAAGAUGAACCUCCUUUCAUUGACCAGUUAGGGUUUGGUGUGGCCCCUGGAUUUCAAACAUUUGUAUCCUGCCAGGAGCAACGGCUUACGUAUCUGCCCCCUCCUUGGGGUGAUUGUAAAUCUGGAUCUAUGGACUCUGAGUUCUUUGAUACAUACAGCAUUUCUGCGUGUAGAAUCGACUGUGAAACACGUUAUCUGGUGGAAAACUGUAAUUGUCGCAUGGUACAUAUGCCAGGAGAUGCUUCAUACUGUACCCCAGAGCUUUAUAAAGAAUGUGCAGACCCAGCGCUGGAUUUCCUGGUAGAGAAAGAUAAUGAAUUUUGUGUAUGUGAGACACCAUGUAACAUGACUCGUUAUGGGAAGGAGCUGUCCAUGGUGAAAAUACCCAGCAGGGCUUCGGCGCGUUAUCUGGCAAAGAAGUACAACAAAAGUGAACUAUACAUACUGGAGAAUAUAUUGGUUCUGGAUAUUUUCUUUGAAGCCCUUAAUUAUGAAACCAUUGAACAGAAGAAAGCAUACGAGGUGGCAGGACUUCUGGGUGACAUUGGAGGACAAAUGGGCCUUUUUAUUGGAGCAAGUAUUUUGACUGUUCUGGAACUUUUCGAUUAUGCCUAUGAGGUGUUGCGGUACAAACUGUGUGGAGAAAGAAAAUGUGGGAAAGAUACAAAACGCAACAACAAUGAUAAGGGAGUAACACUGAGUCUGGAUGAUGUGAAACGUCAUGCUCCAUGUGAAGGUGUAAGAGGUCACCCUGCAGGAAUGAGUUACACAGCCAACAUUCUGCCUCACCAUGCAGUGCGGGGAGCAUUUGAGGACUUCACAUGCUGAGACAACCUCUUAAAACAUCUGAGAGAACAUAUUAUUUUCCAAAAAAUAACAGAAGUAACCAGGAAAAUGAGACACAGAUGAAAGAGUACAUAUACUAAAAUGUGAAUUCCUAAAUCCAAGAAAGCCUGACAGAGAGCAGUGACAAACUGAACAGGACUCUAUAUCAGAUUAUCAUAACUACUGCCUACAUUUAAAAAAAAUACCUUAUUUAGAUUUGCCCUAAUAUAGACCUUAAUUUCAGUUUUGGACAUUCAGAUGUAAACCAGUUAAGAGAUAUUAUAACCAGUAGCAGCAAGUCCUAUUCAAGGAGUAAUCUGAAGGAAACAAAUAUAAAUUGAGCAAUACAACAACUACGUACACCAGUCAACAAUAUAGUCUUGCAUUUACCAUAGGGUAAAAUCAAACACAAAUAUAUACCAAUGAUAAACGUUUUCAAAUUUUUGAAAGCAGCUGAUCUGAAGACAAUGAAAAAGUGCUCUUAAGACAUCAAAGACAAAACAGUGAACUCCAGAAGACAUCAAGACAAGAAUGGUUUUACAAAUAUAUCAAAAUAAGCUUACAAGGCAAGAAAAACAAUGUAGUCUGAAUGUGCCAAACAAAUCAGCAAAUGGAAAAUAGAUAGUCAAGCCAAGGACUUUAAGCAACAUUUAUUUUUAUUUAAUUUUUAAAAUAUACAGAAAAUGUCUCAAUGUCAUCUAUUUUUAGGCGUGCAAGGCUGAAUGAGACCAUCAGUCGAUAUGAGCUGAUAUAGAACUUAUCGUAUCGUAUAUAAGAUAUCGAGGAAAGGAAGUCACUGUUGAGAAGAGAUAUAAUACUGUUAUCCGUAAACUCAACCUAGCUAAAUUAACUUGUCACAAUAAGUCAAAAAGGAGGACAAAUUUAAAUCACAUCCAUAAUUUGCAUUUCAAGAAAAGUUAAUGAAUCAGAACAUCUAUAAAAACUACAAUGUGCAUUUAUUCAAGAGAUCCCUGUUUUUUACAACUAUAAAAAGAUGAAAACACCCGUGGAAUAAGUAAACAAUGACAAACUCCUGAGAGCUCAAAAUGAAUCUGUCACACCCUGACUUAGGGCUUCUUUUUAUUGAGGGUAAAAAUAUUCUCACCAGUUUCUUAUCAGAAACAUAUUUUAAUGUCUUUGGGGAAAUCUGCUAAGAAAAUUGGUUAAAUGAAUUCCACCUGCAAUCAAAUUUAGCUUGUAAUUUAUAUGUAGUAGUUAAUUUAUCUAAAAUAAGCCUCUCUUCAAAACAACAGGAUUUGUAUGAUCUUUUUUUUUUUAAUAUUAAAGCUGCAUGUUCCCCAAAAAUAUUUAAAGAAUACUUAUCUCUCAUAGGGCACUAUGAGCUCUUUGAACAGAUUAAUUCAGGGUUUCAAAUUCAAGGAUUUUCUAAUCCACCAGAAAUCCCAGACGUUCAAGGCUUAUCCCAUGUGUAACUUGGCCAAUUUAAUGAGACAGUAAAUACUUUGAGAUCAUAAUAUAAAAUGUUUAAUUAAACAUAGUAAACAACUUUGCAAUACACUUCCAUUAUUUAUUUUACCCCUGUAUCUUAAGACAUGUAAUCUAACUCUGAUACUCCCUAUCUGGUCUCAGUAACGAGGGUCAGAUUAGAACCAGCAACGCAAAGAUACUUUUGCUUACAAUAACAUUGGCUCCUCUACAUAAGGAAUUUUGUGGGUGGAGUUUGGUUGUUGAAAAAUGAUUACAGCAAACAAGGUGGUGAGGCAGUAAAAAAAGUCACACUCUUCUAACCUAUUAAUGUAUUAUAUGACUGCAGAAAAAUAAUUAUUACAAGGUGUUUACUGUCCCUUUAAAUAGUUCAAACAUCUACUCUUUUGAUGGAUUAGAAUGCUAGAAAAAAGAACCCCCAAAAAAUACUUGAGAUGAGUUUGACGUUUUCACAUGGCACACUCGAAAAGACUGGAAUGUAGGCCAUUGGGGUUAAGGACCUCCUCUUUUCUCUAAUGUAACUGAUAGGUUUCCAUGUUUUCUUCCAUUUGGUGAUUUUUUUAAAAGGCACUCUGUUUUUACUGACUGAUUAUAUCUAUUUAGAAAAGCUAUACCAAAUUAGAGCCUAUCUGGUGAUGUUUUGUAAUGUGUUGUCUACUUUAUAAUGAAAUUUGAUUAUCUGCAUUCUCCCUCAGAAAUCUACCAAUAUUGCCAAAUGUUCCACUAUUUUCAGAGAUCUCAGCUCUCUUUGAUUGAUGAAGAUUGUUCUUAUUGAUGAAAAUUCCUGUGCUCUUUAUUCUGGUUACACAAGAUAUUCACACUCUCUAGUUACCCAAACGUUCCUUUCCAUUUCCUGAUUUAGCAUUUUGAUCUCUUAGAAUAAAAAAUAAAAAAACAUUUUCUUUAAAAUUCACUUUUAUGACAUUCUGAUUGUCAGUGCUCUGUUAAUGUAAACAAUUUGCAGAGAGCUAAAAGCAAUUAGUUAACCUUGGAUUACUAGAGAGUGAAAUAGAAUAACUGGACUCAUUUAGGAUUCCAGAUAAAUCAAUUACUUCCAAUUUUAUGGCUCAGUAGAAAGAGAAAAUGAUUGUCAAGAGGGUGGCCUUAGAGUCUGACAGCGGGGUGCUAUAACAAAUUAACUCAUUAGAACUUAAAAGGACUCUUGAAGACAGGAGCCAACGGAACUUACUAGUUGUUUACUAUUCAAAGCCGCAUUGAUUGUACUAUAAUAAUCAGUGUGUAAUCAAGCAGAAAACUGGACCUUAGAAACCCCAGAAAGAUGAACUGUACGUCUGAUACUGGGAGGAUUGAUCACUGUGACCACAAUGUGAAGAGGCACUGAAAAAGCUGGUGGCCAACUAUACGCACCAGCCAUUGCAGCCCAUGUCUGCUUAGACUCAGUGGACUCAAAUAUUACUAUACAAUAUGUAUAACUGGGGACUUAAGUCAGCAAUCCAGGAGCUGUCUUUUUGCCUUCCUUUCUCCUGUUUUCAUCAGUGUUAACUCCUCCACCCCAUAAAAAUGAGAAGUCAAAUUACCUAAUCUCGUGUACAAUAUACAAAAAAAUUUGUGGAUAUAUACAGCUUCUGAAUUAUACUCAGAGUGUUAUUCAAACUUAGCAUUUUUAAAAUUACACUCCCAUUUUAUUUAGAUUAGGAGCUACACAACUGUUAGUCAGAAAGUAAAAUAUGUUGAUAAAGUCUAAGUCUUCUACAGCAGGGUUCUUCAAACAAUUUUCCCAAGAACCAGUGCUAUGAUACCCCAGACCUUCACGACCCUUGGUCUAAAAAUUUCUGAAGUAAUAUACAACAAAAUAGCUGUAAUUUGUGACAAAGUAAUUAAAAUUUGUGCAUACUUUAUUCCUGAUUGUAGUUAAACUUCAAAGUGUUGUAAAACGUAAUAACACACACUCUCAUACAACACACACACCAUGCACACUCUCAUACAACACACACCACACACGCUCAUACAUCACACACACUCUCAUACAACACACACACCGCACACUCUCAUACCACACGCACACACACACCACACACACACUCAUACAUCACACACACUCUCAUACAACACACACACCGCACACUCUCAUACCACACACUCUCAUACAACACACAAACACUCUCAUGCAAUAAACUCUCACCACACACUUACAGCAGACACUCACACACGCAUACCACACACACUCUAAUACAACACACACUCAUAUAACACACACACACACCACACACUCUCAUACAACACACACACACAUGUUGCAACCCAGUAAACACGGUGUUGCGACCCAGUAAUUGGUCCCGACCCGUGGUUUGAAGAACCUUGUUCUACAGUGACUGAGGCACUAGCUUUUGUGCCUACUGGUACAAUAAACACAGCAUUCCCUGAAUUAAAAUUAGCAUCUUUUCAUGUUUUACACUGGAGCAAAAACCCUACAUAACGUAUUUAUUUAAAAAGACAGUAGUAUUUGCAUGUGCACUGCGCUCAUUAAAAUAUUAUAGUAAAACACAUUUAUCUACUACAUCUACAGUUCAUUUCUUAUACAAUAAAUAAAGUUAAUACUUUAGCAGGCUUGAAACAUUACAUUGCAACACUUCAAUGUUUUUACAUUAAAUUUAUUAUAAUUAGGAUUAAUAACAAUAAUACAUUAACUCAUUCAUCCCUGAUAUCACAUGUACUUAGAUUAUAAAGGAACAAGGAUUAAUUUAUAGUAAUAUACCGUGGAAACAUGCAGUAAAUUGUACUCAUAUUCUGCCUGUUGUAUGGAGUAUUAAUGAUAUGAGAAGUAGGUAGUCAAAAUACUUUUUGGGUGAAACUAAAAAGCAAUUUCUCAUUUUUUAUUUAAAUGUCUGGGCAGCUAUAAAACAGAGAAUAACUUUAUCUGUCUAUAAACAGGAGUGUAAGCAUUGAUACAUUAUUCUCACAGCAACAAGAAAAAAUAGGGUACUAGUACCAAUAACCUUAAAUGUGAAAAAGGCUUAUGAUCGUCCAAGUCAGUCCAUUUCACAACAUGGAGGUUACGGGUAUACUUGGUUGCAUUAUUAAGGACAUAUCUCUCUCUUAAAGAAAUGCACUUCCUGUUUUUCAUCGAAUAUAGCCCCUGAACCACAACAGUUAAGCAAACCCCAUUAAUUGUCAUGAAAAUAUUUAUUUACAAAUUGUGUGCAAAUGUCAAAAAUGUUUGAGUUUUCACAUGUGAGAGAGUGUAAUAUGGGGGAAAAGAGGAGUCUCUUAUUUUAUAAUUCUUUUUUAUAUUUUUCCAUCACCUAUAAAUAUAUGAAUAGAUAAAUUCCGUGUAUAUGUAUAUAAAUAUAUGUAUAAAAAUCCGUGUAUAUAUAUAUGUAGGGUGGAUCAGGGAUGCUGUUCAGUGUUUCCCUGUGGAGAAUGUUACUCACACAGGUAUAUAUGUACAUUACAUACAGAGCACAAAACGGCGAAGCAAUGUAUACUCUUCAGAACUGAUAUAAAGAAAGAUAUUACUAUGGAAA